GGGAGGUCCGCCUCAUUCGCAGAGCCAGUCCCCGAAUUGUCAGAGCGCUCCGGGCGGCUGCGGAGCCGGGGCGGCCGCGGGCUGGUCGUGCUCUCUCGGAGGUGCCUGCCUGAGCCGAUCCGCCCCGGUCCGCUAGGGCGAGAGCCGUCGCUGCUUCGGGGCAACUUGGGAUUCAGGACCCGCAGCAGAGGCGUUGCUUUGAGAUCGGGACUUGGCGACCAGGAAAGAAAUACUGAAUGGCAUCUAGAUUCUCUACACCUCCCUUUCCUCAAACACAGACAGGAUAAAUCAAGUUAACUUCCUAAGGAUGGAAAUCCUGUAUGAAUGCGGAAGCCAUUAGCAGAGUAAUUGCUGUCUGUUGCCAUGACAACCAGCCGCUGCAGUCACCUGCCAGAAGUGCUGCCAGACUGCACCAGCUCCGCUGUGCCCCUGGUGAAGACUGUGGAGGAUUGUGGCAGCCUAGUGAAUGGGCAGCCGCAGUAUGUCAUGCAAGUUUCGGCCAAGGACGGGCAGCUGCUGUCAACAGUAGUGCGGACUCUUGCCACCCAGAGCCCCUUCAAUGACCGGCCGAUGUGCAGGAUCUGCCACGAGGGCAGCAGCCAAGAGGACUUGCUCUCUCCAUGUGAAUGUACGGGGACCUUGGGGACAAUUCAUCGGAGCUGCCUGGAGCACUGGCUGUCAUCCUCAAACACCAGCUACUGUGAACUCUGCCACUUCAGGUUUGCAGUCGAGCGCAAACCCAGGCCAUUAGUGGAGUGGCUCAGAAACCCAGGCCCUCAGCAUGAGAAGCGGACUCUGUUUGGAGACAUGGUGUGCUUCUUGUUCAUAACUCCCCUGGCCACCAUCUCGGGCUGGCUCUGCCUGCGGGGCGCCGUGGACCACCUGCACUUUAGCAGUCGGCUCGAGGCCGUGGGACUGAUUGCACUCACUGUCGCACUCUUCACUAUUUACCUCUUUUGGACACUCGUGUCAUUUAGGUACCACUGUCGAUUGUACAACGAAUGGCGUCGGACCAAUCAAAGGGUGAUUCUCCUCAUUCCAAAGUCUGUCAACAUCCCUUCAAACCAGCAGUCCUUGCUGGGCCUCCAUUCUGUCAAGAGGAACUCAAAAGAGACAAUUGUCUGACAUUUGUGUGGUUGGUUGGUUGAUUCGUCGUUUGGGUUUGGAAGUGUCCGCACUGGGGCCGUGCCCUGAGCCACCCCCAAACCCUUCCUGAAGCCCGUGGGUCUAAGAACAUCCAGAGCCGUGUGAACACAGCACCCCGAGCAAUGAGCUCCGCCAGGAGAAAGCGAAUGCUGUUUCACUUCCAAUCACGGAUGCUGCAAUCUUAUGAUAUUUGCUAAGCUGCCAAACAUGUUUAUUUAGCAGAUACUGUGUGGAAUUUUCCGAACACCUCUUUAACAAAUGAGGAAGGUUGUCCUGCUGAGGAUGCAACUCGAUUCUUCCUUUUUAUUACUAUUUCAGAUAUAUAAACUUAUUAAACUUAGAUGAUAAUCAAAUUGAAAAGCCAA
Molecule: messenger RNA, 1511 nt
Organism: Eptesicus fuscus (big brown bat)
Lineage: Eukaryota; Metazoa; Chordata; Mammalia; Chiroptera; Vespertilionidae
Gene: MARCHF3
Product: membrane associated ring-CH-type finger 3
Exons: 6
Coding region: 364-1125 (253 amino acids)
Biological process (GO): protein ubiquitination
Molecular function (GO): ubiquitin-protein transferase activity; zinc ion binding
Source: RefSeq, a predicted model, not a curated record